AUGUAUUGCAAGAAACACGCUGUAGGUAUUAAGGAUAUACAGAAAACAAACAUUUUCAAAGUUAGUUCCUGCGCAGCGGAGCCGCUUGCCUCCUCCUUUUCAAGUGCCGACUACCAGGCGGUCACAGCUCCGAGGCUUUUACGUCUUCUCUUCAAGAGAGAUAUUAACACACAUAACUAUAGCAGACCUAGCGUAAGGUGGAGGAAAAUUUUAAUGUAUGAUAGAAUACAAUGCACCCGCUUUCUCUAUUGUACACUUGGAGCGCAGAAACCAGACGAGGAAAUACGAAGAGGUUUAAUAUUAAUGCUCAGGGUUCCGUGCCCAAAGGGAUUGAAAUUAAUUGUUUUAAAAUUGCCUAUUAUGGAACCAAAUACGGAAGACAGAACAUCUUUGAAGAUUUUCAAAGAAGCAUAUAAAUUGGGCCAGCACUUUAAUGAAGAAGCGACCUGCAGGGUGGAGUAUCCAAUGUGCCCUUUUAACAGUCAUCUGUUGAUUGAUCUCAUAAGAUAUUUGUUGCGUCACCAGAACGCUACUAAG
Messenger RNA from Iphiclides podalirius (scarce swallowtail), 537 nucleotides. NCBI's taxonomy places the organism in Eukaryota, Metazoa, Arthropoda, Insecta, Lepidoptera, Papilionidae. The record is from the annotation of a GenBank genome assembly.